Pseudoliparis swirei is the source of this 1904-nucleotide messenger RNA. RefSeq names its product dihydropyrimidinase (gene dpys). Bases 91 to 1581 code for a protein of 496 amino acids. Gene Ontology annotation, cellular component: cytoplasm; cytosol. Gene Ontology annotation, biological process: pyrimidine nucleobase catabolic process. The transcript has 9 exons. NCBI's taxonomy places the organism in Eukaryota, Metazoa, Chordata, Actinopteri, Perciformes, Liparidae. The record is from RefSeq and is a predicted model, not a curated record. Gene Ontology annotation, molecular function: dihydropyrimidinase activity.
GUGCACACAGACCAGCGACAGGCCGUGCGCGCGCUCUGCUGUCCCUUCACGUGUCCUGCGUCUUCUCAACACUCUGCUGCUCACAGCGGGAUGGCCGAGCCCAGCGGGAUCCUGAUCAAAGGGGGUAAAGUUGUGAACGAGGACUACUCCGCGAUCAGCGACGUCUACAUCGAACAUGGGAAGAUCGUGGAUGUCGGACUGGACCUCCAGGUCCCGGAGGGGGUGCGAGUCAUCGAUGCCACCGACAAGCUAGUGAUUCCGGGCGGCAUCGACACGCACACACACAUGGAGCUGGCGUUCAUGGGCACUCAGGCGGUGGAUGACUUCCACAUCGGAACAAAGGCCGCCCUAGCCGGAGGGACAACCAUGAUCCUGGACUUUGUGAUCCCCCAAAAGGGAAAAUCUCUCCUGGAGGCGUACGACUGCUGGCGGAAGAAAGCCGACCCCAAAGUGUGCUGCGACUACUCGCUGCACGUCGCCGUCACGUGGUGGAGCGACGAGGUCAAAAAAGAAAUGCAGACGCUCACCAAAGAGAAGGGAGUCAAUUCUUUUAAGAUGUUUAUGGCCUACAAGGACGUGUUCAUGCUGCAGGACUCUGAGCUGUACGCUGCCUUCUCUCACUGCAAGGAGACCGGAGCCAUCGCCCAGGUGCACGCCGAGAACGGGGACCUGAUCGCAGAGGGGGCCAAGAAGAUGCUGUCUCUGGGCAUCACAGGGCCGGAGGGCCACGCGCUGUGCCGGCCAGAGGAGGUGGAGGCCGAGGCCACGCAGCGAGCCAUCACCAUCGCCCACGCCGUCAACUGCCCGCUGUACGUGGUCCACGUCAUGAGCAAGUCUGCUGCCAAGGUGGUGUCCAAUGCCCGCAGAGACGGGCGUGUGGUGUUCGGGGAGCCCAUCGCAGCCGGACUGGGAACCGACGGCACGCACUGCUGGCACAAAGACUGGGCCCAUGCAGCCGGCUUUGUCAUGGGUCCCCCCCUCAGACCGGACCCCAGCACCCCUGGGUACCUCAUGGACCUCCUGGCCAAUGAUGAUCUCAGCGUGACGGGGACGGACAACUGCACCUUCUCCGUGUGCCAGAAGGCUCUCGGCAAAGACGACUUCACCAAGAUCCCCAACGGAGUGAACGGAGUGGAGGACCGGAUGUCUGUGAUCUGGGAGAAAGGAGUGCACAGCGGAAAAAUGGACGAGAAUCGGUUUGUAACCGUCACCAGCACCAACGCAGCAAAGAUCUUCAACUUCUACCCGCAGAAAGGCCGAAUCGCCAAGAAUUCGGACGCCGACGUGGUCAUAUGGGACCCAAAGAUGACACGGAGGAUAUCAGCCCAGACCCACCACCAGGCCGUGGACUACAACAUCUUCGAGGGCAUGGAGUGCCACGGUGUCCCCGUCGUCACCAUCUCCAGAGGAAAAGUGGUCUAUGAGGACGGGCAGCUCAAGGUGUCAGCAGGACACGGCAGAUUCAUCCAUAGGAAGCCCUUCUCUGAAUUUGUUUACAAAAGAAUCAGGCAAAGGGAUAAGGUGGAGAAACCUACAGCUGUCAUCAGAAAGCCCUACCAAGGCAAAGUCAUUUCUGUAUGAGCAACUGGCCCAGAAUAUGAAAGUCAUAGAUACAUUAUUCAGCUAUUGGCCUUCAGUGUGCAGUAAAGGUGGCGGUCAUCAACAUUAAGGUCAAUGUUCUGCUAUGUCUGUGUGAGGAUUAGAGCUUGGUGGACACUCUGCUGCUGUGUAUGUGCUCUAACUCACAUUAACAUACAUACAUUAUGCAAUCAACUCACUGCGAGGAAUGAAAAUAGGGCGUAUGCUUGAUUUCAUGGUUUAAAAAUGUGGUUUGAUUUUGAAAAGAGGAUCUUUCAUCAUUUUAAAGUUUGUGCAUACUUUUGGUAUAAAAUAAUUACACCAAA